Messenger RNA from Jatropha curcas, 2166 nucleotides. Its product is annotated as pentatricopeptide (PPR) repeat-containing protein. The record is from RefSeq and is a predicted model, not a curated record. Gene Ontology annotation, molecular function: protein binding. Lineage: Eukaryota; Viridiplantae; Streptophyta; Magnoliopsida; Malpighiales; Euphorbiaceae.
UUUGCAGAAGCCAAAUGACCGCAACGCCAUGACCCAACCACCCAUUGUAUACCCUUCUUUCAAGCUUUCUCCUUUCCAGCUUAUCUCUCCCUUCUCCCUCUCCGUCUCUGCAAUCCCUAAUUUUUUAAGCCAACUAAUUUCAGUAUGUUAUUUAAAAUUCAAACUUCAGUUUUACUAAAAUUUGUUCAAUAGAGUCGAAGAAAUGGCCUCUACUUACUAUUCAUAUCCUUUCUUAACUAAGGUUUCUCCAAAAUUUUCUCUUCAAAGACACUAUCAAUGUCGAGUUUCUCAAUUCUUGACUAUUAAAAGCCCUAAAGGUUGUAAUCUUGUUGCUGCAAAGCAAAGUAAAAGCAGAAUUGGACAAUUUAGGGUGUUAAAAUCGGUAGAAUUGGACCAGUACGUUACGAGUGAUGAUGAAGAAGAAAUGAGCGAAGGGUUUUUUGAGGCAAUUGAGGAAUUAGAGAGAAUGGCAAGAGAACCCUCUGAUAUUCUUGAAGAAAUGAACGAUAGGCUUUCUGCAAGAGAAUUACAAUUAGUUCUUGUUUAUUUCUCUCAAGAGGGUAGGGAUUCUUGGUGUGCUCUGGAAGUGUUUGAGUGGCUAAGAAAAGAGAACAAGGUUGAUAAGGAGACCAUGGAGCUUAUGGUUUCUAUUAUGUGUAGUUGGAUUAAGAAGUUGAUUGAAGGGGAACAUGAUACUGGUGAUGUGGUUGACUUACUAGUGGAUAUGGAUUGUGUGGGUCUAAAGCCGAGUUUUAGUAUGAUUGAAAAGGUGAUAUCUUUGUAUUGGGAUAUGGAGGAAAAAGAGGGAGCUGUUUCAUUUGUUGAAGAGGUUUUGAGACGGGGAAUUGCUUAUACGGAAGAUGGAGGACAGAAGGGAGGCCCUACUGGUUAUCUUGCAUGGAAGAUGAUGGUUGAUGGGAACUACACGGAUGCAGUUAAAUUGGUUAUCCAUCUUAGAGAAUCUGGGUUGAAGCCAGAGGUUUACUCUUAUCUUAUUGCAAUGACUUCAUGGUGUUAAAAUUGGUGCCUGUCCUAUUGUCAGUUUUUACUUUUUGCACAUUAUCUAAUUGAAGUUAAAUAUGUUUAAGGUUUUCUCUUUUCCUGUUUUACGUGAACUCAUUAAAGCAGGAAUUUCUUAUCAUGUUAGUGAUAACUUGAAGGUUUGUGUUAGGUUGAUGGGAACUACACGGAUGCAGUUAAAUUGGUUAUCCAUCUUAGAGAAUCUGGGUUGAAGCCAGAGGUUUACUCUUAUCUUAUUGCAAUGACAGCUGUAGUUAAAGAGCUAAAUGAAUUUGCAAAAGCUUUACGAAAGUUGAAAGGUUAUGCAAAAUCUGGUUUGAUAGUUGAACUUGAUGCUGAAAAUGUAAGCAUCAUUGAGGAAUAUCAGUCGGGCCUUCUAGCAGAUGGAGUAUGCUUGUCCAAUUGGGUAAUUCAGGAGGGAGGUACUUCUCUUAAUGGUGUAGUUCAUGAACGGCUUCUUGCUAUGUAUAUUUGUGCUGGUCGUGGGCCAGAUGCUGAAAGGCAGUUGUGGGAAAUGAAGCUUGUAGGUAAGGAGGCUGAUGGAGAUCUUUAUGAUAUUGUUUUAGCCAUCUGUGCUUCGCAAAAGGAGACCAGCGCCGUAGCACGUUUACUUACUAGAAUAGAGGUUACAAGCUCUUUACAAAAGAAAAAAACAUUAUCUUGGUUAUUGAGAGGUUACAUCAAGGGAGGACAUUAUGAGGAGGCUGCAGAGGCACUUACUAAAAUGCUUGAUUUGGGUUUAUCUCCAGACUAUUUGGAUAGGGUGGCUGUGCUGCAGGGAGUGAGAAAAAGAAUCCAACAAUGGGGAAAUGUGGAAUCUUAUCUUAAGCUUUGCAAGCGCCUUUCUGAUGCAAAUUUGAUUGGACCUUCUCUUGUAUAUCUGUAUAUAAAGAAAUAUAAGCUCUGGAUCAUGAAAAUGCUAUGAGCGACUCCUACAGCCUUAUGAAUUUAUAGAGCAGGCAGUUAUUCAAUGGGAGUUUUGAAGUAUAAAUUUUGUAUAGAUAUGAAUGGCAUUCCGUACAUAAGUCUUUCACGUAUAUGAAUUGGGAAUACAUGUCUAAUUUUUUGUUUUUGAGGUUAUAUUAUCGCUUGUAUAGAUGGUGGAUGUUAUAAACAUAAUAAAGAAUUUCACCACUCUGUAACUAA